CAAGACGGCGGCAGCGCGGAUCUCCCUGCGCGUCUCACCCGGACCUCGGAUCUGCGGGAUUUCUUUUUCUUUUUCGUAUUUUUGUCUGACCGAGGUGUGAAGACAUAAAAAAAAUAAAAAAAUAAAGGGGACUUUUUACAGUUCACCCUGAGAAGAUGCGUGUCCCGGUGCUCCUCUGUGCGCUGGCGUGUCUGUCCGCGGCGCCGGGCCCGGUGACCGCGGCGGACCGGAGCUGCACCGACCUGCGGCAGUUCUACACCGGGAAGGGGUUCACUCUGGCCGGCGUGCCCCAGACCGAGAUCUCCGGUGAACAUCUGAGGAUGUGUCCACAGGGUCCGACCUGCUGCACCAGCACCAUGGAGGAGAGUCUGGCCGGGCUGACGGCCCGAGAGACGGAGGGACUGAUCAGAGAGGCCGGCCGGUCGCUGCAGGCUGCUUUCAACGCACUCCACAGGAGCUUCGACACCUACUUCACUGAGCUGCACAGUCAUUCCGAGCGCUCCCUCCAGGAGGCGCUGUCCCCGCUCGGCCCUCUCUACUCGCAGAACACCCGUCUGUAUGCCGACCUCUACACCGACCUGCGUCAGUACUACCGCGGCUCCGCUCUCAACCUGGACGAGACCCUGACCGAGUUCUGGUCCCGCCUCCUGGAGCGCACGUUCAAAACCUCCGCCCCCGCAGAUGUCAGCCUAUCAGAGGACUACCUUGAGUGUGUCGCUAAGCAACAGGAGACGCUGCGGCCGUUCGGAGACGUCCCCCGGGACAUGAAGGCGAAGGUGAUCCGGGCUUUUGUCACAGCCCGGUCAUUUGUCCAGGGGCUGAUAGUCAGCGGGGAGGUGGUCAGGAAGGUCUCGCAGGUCUCUCUGAGUCCGGACUGUACGAAGGCCCUGAUGAAGCUGGUCUACUGCCCCCACUGCCGCGGCAUGGCGUCCGUCAAACCCUGCUCCAACUACUGCUCCAACGUCAUGAAGGGCUGCCUGGCCAACCAGGCCGACCUGGACCCCGAGUGGCAAAACCUCAUAGACACCAUGAUCCAGGUGGUGGCGAGUUUCAGCACCGAGCCCAGCCUCGACGUGGUCCUCUCCUCCAUCCCCGCCCGGAUCUACGAGGCCGUUCACUACCAGCAGGAGAACGUGGACGCGUUCACAGCCAAAGUGUACCAGACGUGUGGUCAUCCAGGUGAACCGGGCACAGGAAGUCCCGCCCUCCACGAGCAGCAGAGGAGGAAGAGCGGCUCCCUGACGGCCUCCGAGUACAAACCCUCCCCGACGGCCGGACUCAGGCUGGAGAUGCAGGUGUCCGACCUCUCCAGUAAGCUGAGGGAGAUGAGACAGUACUGGGUCCAGCUCCCGGUGGCCAUCUGCAGCAAACUGGCAGCAGGAGGCGCCGCGCAGGAGAAAUGCUGGAACGGCAUCACCAAGGCCAGAUAUCUUCCAGAGGUGAUGGGCGACGGCUUGGCCAAUCAGAUCAACAAUCCCGAGGUGGAGCUCGACAUCACGAAGCCGGACAUGACGAUCCGGCAGCAGAUCAUGCAGCUGAAGAUCAUGAGCAACAGGCUGAAAAACGCCCUGGACGGAAAUGACGUGGAUUUCCAAGAUGCCAGCGACGACAUCAGCGGCUCAGGGAGCGGGAUGUGCGUGGGCGGACAGUGUCCCCACAACAGACCGGGACUGUACGCCUACUCGCCCGACAACAACCGAGUCCGAGGCGCAGCCGCGUCUCGCGCCCGCCUCUGUGGCCUCCUUCUCCCGCUCCCGUUGGUCUUCCUGCUGCUCCAGCGAUGAUGGACCGCCGCUGCCGCCGAUCAGACUCCGGAGGCCACGGCGGGGGCCCGAACUGUGGGACGGACUCAAAUGGGGUUUUUGGAGAGAUUUGGAAAGUUACAUUGCCAAAAAAAAAAAAGAGAAAAAAAAGAGACAGUUUGGACAAGAUUUUUCUUUUGACCGAGAGGAACUAAAAAAAUUGACAUUGACAAUGUUCUUUUUUGGUUUUGUUUUUGUUUCGCUCUGUUUGAAUAUGUCUUAGUUUGAGUGUGAUUUGGUUUUCUCGGGCUGGUUUCAGUGGAUUCCUGUGAUGAGGGAUUAUGAGAGACGAAGAAGACGAAGAAGAGAACGCUGACCUUACAAGGAUGAAGAUGAGGAGGACAUCGAUAAUGACUCAUUGACUUUCUAUCAGGUUCAUUUGGCUCCAGUGUCCAGUCAGCCGGUGGCAUUGUUCGAUGAAAGAAAUGUUUAGUGCCCCGACACGUGGUGCGUUCAGCAAACACUUUUGAUUUCAUUUUAUAGCUGGAGGCUGUCUAUGCCUUGGCAAACAUUGUGUAAGCUGUAAAUGUCUGUGUACAUUAGCGAAAAGGACUGGCACCAUAAUCAGCCAUGAAUGUACAGUAUAAUACAAUAUUGGCACAAAAAAAAUUCUCCAUAAUCUGUGAUGUGGUUGUCCAGAUGUUUCAGUGUGUGCGUGUGUGUGUGUGUGUGUGUGUGUGUGUGUGUUGGCAUAAACAGAUACAUUGUCAGUUGGAUACGUUUGCAGUAUGCUGAUGAAUUAUCACAAUCUUGAAAUGAGAUUUUGUGAUUGGAUUGUUUUUUGUUUUUUUACCAACUCACCUUUGUAAAAAAAAAGAAAGAAAAAGAAAUGAGCAUCUUCAUCAAAGCACAAACAUGCAGUUCCCUUAAUUCCUUGAACAUUUGUGAAAACACACUCACCAGAUUUUUGUCAGUGAAUAAUGUUUAAAAAAAAGAAGUAAAUUGCAUCACUAUUAAAAAAAGACAACGACAAGGUUUUCAGUUUUUGUACAGACAGUACAUGAUACUCGCAGAAUAUUGACAACACGUGUACGUUAGCCACCUGCUCGGCAUGCCUGCUUUUCAGUCUACACUGCUAUACUGGUACAUGUGGGACUUCUGACACACACACACACACACACGUACACACACACACGUACACACACCGGGGGUUGUGUAUCAAGCUGAUUUUUUUCAUUAUUUCCUGAGUGUAUUGAAUAGCACAUUUCAUUCAUUAAACUCUGUUCGAUUG
Scophthalmus maximus (turbot) is the source of this 3033-nucleotide messenger RNA. RefSeq names its product glypican 1a (gene gpc1a). Gene Ontology annotation, biological process: negative regulation of fibroblast growth factor receptor signaling pathway; cell migration; regulation of protein localization to membrane. The transcript has 10 exons. Lineage: Eukaryota; Metazoa; Chordata; Actinopteri; Pleuronectiformes; Scophthalmidae. The record is from RefSeq and is a predicted model, not a curated record. Bases 156 to 1784 code for a protein of 542 amino acids. Gene Ontology annotation, cellular component: synapse; cell surface; extracellular region. Gene Ontology annotation, molecular function: fibroblast growth factor binding.